Messenger RNA from Cottoperca gobio, 2143 nucleotides. RefSeq names its product lactamase, beta-like 1a (gene lactbl1a). The transcript is spliced from 6 exons. The coding region runs from base 1 to 1674 and encodes 557 amino acids. NCBI's taxonomy places the organism in Eukaryota, Metazoa, Chordata, Actinopteri, Perciformes, Bovichtidae. The record is from RefSeq and is a predicted model, not a curated record.
AUGAAGAUGAAAUGGACCAUGCUGGGCAUGGUUGUCUUCUUUCUGCUCUCUGUGGUCAUGACCUGCUGCUUCAUAUGGCAGUAUAGGAUGCCAAAACUGAAGACAGAAGUGAUUGUAAAACAAGCGAUAGUAGAGCAGAUGUGCCCUCUGUUCCCUGAGCCUGUGCCCCUCAAACAUCCCAUCACAUCGUUGAGGGUGGCCUUAGAAAAGAUCGAUGUACUCCUGAGGUCGAGUGUUCACACCACCAAGCUGCCAGCAAUAUCAGCCAUCGUGGUUUUAAAUGACUCUGUUCUGUGGAAUGGAAACUUUGGAAAGAAGAACAUAAGUGAUCCCUCCUCAUCUGCACCCAAUGAGUACACAGUGUACAGAAUUGCGAGCCUCUCUAAGAUCUUCCCUACACUAAUGCUGUACAAGCUGUGGGAGGACGGCCUGGUGGACUCUCUGGACGACCCUCUGGAGAAGUACGCACGCAACUUCACCAUUAAGGACCCAUUGUGGAAAAGUGGGAGACCAGCAUCGUCCUCAGUCAGGACCUUUGGCAGCCACUUUCCUGCACUCACCCUGCGCAGGAUGGCCAGUCAGCUCUCUGGGUUACCCAGAAGAUUAAGGUCAACUAAUCUCCUUUGGAGUGGAGACACAGAGGCAGCCCUUAAUGUGCUACAGGAUGAUGUCCUUGUGGCCGAUCCAGGCACCAAAUGCCAUUACAGCAAUGUUGCUUUUUCUUUGUUGGCCAACAUCUUGGCCCAGAAGGUGACUGGCUCAGACUUUGAGAACUGGGUGUCAGACAAUGUUCUGGACCGGCUCAGCUUGGAAGACACUGGUUUCAACUUAACUCCAGCCAUUCAGAGGCAGAUGGCUGUGGGUGUGUACAGCAAUGGCCAGCCAGCUCCCCUCUUCAACCUCGGCUGGUACCGACCUGCAGGCCAGAUGUAUUCCACAGCAGCUGACAUGGCCAAGCUUAUGAUGGCUCUUCUGGGCGCAAACACCAGGAAUCUGUUGCGUCAGGACACCCUGAACACCAUGCUGACCCCGGUCUUCCGAUGCCACAACGGCUACUUCACUAACUCUACCGGCACACCGUGGGAGAUCAACGAGCAGUUUGGCUAUGAUGUGGUGAGGAAGGACGGCGACCUGGACGGUUAUGCGGCCACCUUUUCCCUGGUGCCUCGGCUCAAACUGGGACUGGUGGUCAUGAUGGCCGGGGUUCGGCCUGCAGACCAGGACCUUGUGAGCCAGGCCUACAGUUAUCUCAUUCCCGCAGUGGAGAGAGCUUUCAGGGACACUCGAAAAACUGUAAGACCGCCCCCCAACUCAGCUCCAUAUGUCGGCUUUUUCACUUACAGGAAUAUGACUUUCUAUGAGAUUAAGGUGGAUUUAGAAGGGGUGCUGGUCAUGCAGCAAUUUGGACCACAGGUGGACAAAACUGUACCAUCCAAGUACCAAACUAUUAGGCUGGAUUAUCUACAGGACAGGGUGUUCAGGGUGGUAUUUGAGAGCCCAUACCCUUGCAAGCUGAAGGUUAACAGUGCCUCUGUCUCCCUGGAGGCACAGGACAGACAGCUCUUCAACUUUUAUCUUUUCAACAAGAAAGGUUUGUCAUCAGGGUUUGAUUCCCCAGGACUCAACACUUACAGGGUGACAAGGAUAGCUGGCAGACCAUUCUUUACUUCAUAAAGACAAGAUUUGAACUUAGAACAAGUUGACACUGUAACUGGGGGCAUCAGCCCAGGAUAAAUGCAGUGGGAAACUUGAUUCUCAACUGUUGGGUCAGUGGACAUGUGAUGUUCUCUUGCUAAGGUUAAUGUGAUUAAUCUGAACUAGUAUGUUAAUAUUAUUUAUUUAAUACUCCUCUGCUUAUAAUAUUUAUCUUAUUAUUUAGUGUUGUACAAAUCUCCAAACAACUAGCACAAGAAAGCAAAACUGAUGACAGUGCUCCAUAAAUGUUUCCUCAGACGUGUUUGGUUAAUGUGUCAGUAUUCCUAUUCAACCUUAAGUGCCUACAGUGUGACCUAAAAAGAGGAAAAACACAACUGAUUGAAAUGUCAAGUGGUCAAGUUUUCCCAGAUUUAAAUCCACCAGGGAAGCAUGUGAACAUACUAUGAGCAAUAAAGUGUACAAGAUAAUAUGCUAAAUAAAACUCAAA